Hansenula ciferrii is the source of this 1359-nucleotide messenger RNA. RefSeq names its product Halomucin. The coding region runs from base 1 to 1359 and encodes 452 amino acids. NCBI's taxonomy places the organism in Eukaryota, Fungi, Ascomycota, Saccharomycetes, Phaffomycetales, Wickerhamomycetaceae. The transcript has 2 exons. The record is from RefSeq and is a predicted model, not a curated record.
AUGAGCGCGGUUAAUUUAAGACGUAUAUGGAUAAUUGAAUAUGACACCAAAUUUGAAUUUCAAUUGAAUAAUCAACAAGUUUGGUGGAAAUCAAGAGAAGAAGAUGAUCCUGAAAAUAUAUUUAUACAUAUUGAAGCUAAAGAAGAUUCAAUUGAUGAAAUUUUGAACAAAGAAAAUGGUGUUGAAUUAGAUGUCAAAAUAACAGAUGGUAUUGAAAGUUUCAGGGCUACAUUGAACAAAAAGAAGAUUAAUGAAGGUAAUGGUGAUGGUAAGAAUCAAAAUGAUUCUGAAUGGUAUAAUUUAUUCUUACAAGCUUUAUUUGAAUCAAUCCCCAUUAAAUUAAAUGAUUCAAUUGAAUUUAUUGGUAAAAAAAUUCAAAAUGAUGAUGGGAAUAGUGCGAUUGAACUUGAAUUGAAAACAAAGAUUUCGGGAUCAAUAAAUAAGACAUUAGGUACUGUUAAAAUUGAUCAUUUUAAUCCUGGUGAUGAUUUUUCAUAUGCUGAUUGUCUUUUCCAAUGGUGUAAAAUUAUGAGUGAUACUAGUAAAAGUAGACAACAGGCUAGAUUGAAAGAACAAGAAAAAAAUCAAGAUUUAAUAAAACAAAAUGAACAAAUAAUCAAAUUCAAAAAGCAAUUAGUUGAUGAUUCCAAAAGGAAAGAUACAUAUACUUUGAAAGUUAUGACAAGAUUGUUGAAUGAAAAGAAAGAUCAUUAUCAAAAACUUUUAGAAGGUAAAAUUCAAGAUGAAGCUGAUGAUUUUAAUGUAAUUGCUAUAAAAACAAUUAAAGAUGAUUUAGCUAAAGAAGAAGAAAUAAUUAAUAAACCAAAGACGAAAAGAUAUAAAAAGAAUCCACAAACUUCAAAACCUGUCAAAAAAUUAAAUUUAAGAAAUAGGAAUACUAAAAAGGAAGAAGAAAAAGAUGAAGAUGGUGAUGAAUUUAUACCAGAUUCAAAUGAUGAGGAUCAAAAGGAGGAGCAUCAAGUUAAAGAAGAGAAUAAUAUUAAAGGUAGUGGACCAGACGUUAAAGCUGAAGAUCAAUCAGAUGAUUAUACAAAGAUUAAAAAGGAAGAAUCUUCAGAAGUAGCGGAAAUACCCAAAGCUAGUAAAGCAAAAUCUGAAAAAUCUAUUCAUUUCAAGUUUAAGAAUGAUAAAGAAGAGGAUGAUAAUAAAGAUGAUGAUGAUGAUGAUGAUGAUCAAGAUAAUGAAAAACCAAAAGAAGAUAAUGAUGAUACGGAGACUGAAGAAGAUGCAACAGAAGAUGAUGAAGUCAAUGAUGAUGAUAAAGAUGUUGAAAUGAAUAAUGAUACAGAAGAAGAUAAUGGAACAGUAACUGAUACAGAAUCAGAUGAUGAUGAGUGA